AUGCAGUACGUCAACAUCCCGCGGGACCGCGAAGACCCCAACUACCGCUACAAAAUGCCCAAGUUGCUCUCCAAGAUCGAGGGCCGCGGCAACGGCAUUCGCACCAACGUCUACAACAUGGGCGAAAUUGCCCGCGCUCUCAAAAGACCCCCCAUGUACCCCACCAAGUUCUUCGGCUGCGAGUUGGGCGCGAUGGUCAAGUUCGAAGAAAACGAGGAAAAGGCCCUCAUCAACGGCGCCCACAGCGAGGAGGACCUCGUCGCCAUUCUCGACAAGUUCAUUCAAAUGUACGUGCUGUGCGGGGGCUGCGACUUGCCGGAAAUUGACAUAACUGUGAAGAAAGGAGUUUUGGUUUGCAAAUGCAACGCCUGCGGCUACUCGGGGACUCUGGACAAUACUCACAAGGCGGCGACUUACAUGGCGAAGAAUCCGCCAAAUGCGACUGAGACCACUCUGGGGAAGAAGAAGAAGACCAAGGAGGAGCGCAGGGCCGAGAAACUCGCCAAAGAAGAAGACAAGUCCGAAAAAACUUCCAAGGAAAAGAAAAACAAAGACAAAGACAAAAAAAAGAAAAAAGGAGAAGAGGAAAACGACACCGACGGCCUCAACUCCAAAGCCGUGGACCACUCCGGCGACGCGACCCCGACCAACGCCGGCGAAGACAGCUGGGACGAGGAGAAGUCCUCGGAGGCGGACAAAAAGGAAAAAAAGAAAAAGGAAAAGAAACACGCCAAUGCAGAAGGGCCUAAGUUGGUGGUUAAGGAAGCACUGACAAUAAAUUGUCCGGAAAUAGCCGAAGUCGCCGCGCGACUUCGCAACAUGAUUGGCACUUCUUCGGCGGUGACUCCCGACAGUUUUUUCGUUGAACUCCGGAUGCUGCAGGUUUCCCAGGACUUCGACGCCAAGUGCCGGAUGUACGUGGUGCUGAGCGCGCUGUUCAAGGACGGGCUGAGUCCGGAGUUGCUGGAGGAGAAAAUGGCAUUUGUGGCGAAGUGCUGCGACUCUUCAGUGCAUGCAGAAGAUAUAUUAUCGGCUUUGGAGAACUUUUGCUUCGAAAAUGCCCUCACUGACAUGGCCAGCUUCCCCUACCUGCUGCAGCGCCUCUACAACGCAGAACUCCUCGAGCCCGAAGACAUCCUCGCUUACUACGACAGCCCCCGCGCCGACGCCGCCACGCAGAAGUGCAGAGCCUUUGCGGAGCCCUUCUUGAAGUGGCUGGCCGAGGCGGACUCCAGCGACGAGGAGUGA
Eimeria necatrix is the source of this 1248-nucleotide messenger RNA. RefSeq names its product eukaryotic translation initiation factor 5, putative. The transcript has 4 exons. Gene Ontology annotation, cellular component: cytosol. Gene Ontology annotation, molecular function: GDP-dissociation inhibitor activity; eukaryotic initiation factor eIF2 binding; translation initiation factor activity. Gene Ontology annotation, biological process: formation of translation preinitiation complex; formation of cytoplasmic translation initiation complex; translational initiation. Lineage: Eukaryota; Apicomplexa; Conoidasida; Eucoccidiorida; Eimeriidae. Bases 1 to 1248 code for a protein of 415 amino acids. The record is from RefSeq and is a predicted model, not a curated record.